Messenger RNA from Callorhinchus milii (elephant shark), 2658 nucleotides. Its product is annotated as G-protein coupled receptor family C group 6 member A-like. Gene Ontology annotation, biological process: G protein-coupled receptor signaling pathway. The transcript is spliced from 6 exons. Gene Ontology annotation, cellular component: membrane. Bases 1 to 2658 code for a protein of 885 amino acids. Gene Ontology annotation, molecular function: G protein-coupled receptor activity. NCBI's taxonomy places the organism in Eukaryota, Metazoa, Chordata, Chondrichthyes, Chimaeriformes, Callorhinchidae. The record is from RefSeq and is a predicted model, not a curated record.
AUGCUGAGUGUGAAUGUUGCGUGCUUUUUUUUGUACUGUAUUUUCCAUCUCUCACUUGGAAAUCCUUGUGUUGUACCAAAUGAUGUUGUGGGAGCCAAAGAUCCAGGCGAUAUAAUCCUUGGUGGAGUCUUUGCAGUUCAUCAGCAAGUGAAGGGAUUGUCGAACCGCUCCAGACCAGAGCCAUUACCAUGCACAGGAUUUGACAUUGAAGGGUUUCUCCGAGCAGAGGCCAUGAUGUACACCAUUCAGUUGAUAAACAAUUCUACUCUAUUGCCUGGUAUCAAGCUUGGAUAUGAAAUAUAUGACACCUGCGCAGAUACCUCCAGGGCUCUAACAGCGUCAAUGAGAUUUCUUUCUACUGCAAAUUCAUCAGGGACCUGCCUUGACGUUCAAUGCAAUUAUACAAAUUACCAACCCAUUGUAAAAGCUGUUGUUGGUGAAGGCUACUCUGAACUUUCAAUUUCAAUUGCCAGGAUAUUCAACUUAUUCCUCAUGCCUCAAGUUAGUUAUGCAUCAUCUGCUGAAAUCCUCAGCGACAAAGUGAGAUUUCCUUCAUUCUGUCGGACAGUUCCAAGUGACAUCCACCAAACGGAAGCCUUGGCACGUCUCGUCAGCAACUUUCACUGGAACUGGAUUGGCAUCAUCGCGACAGAUGAUGACUAUGGCCAGUCUGCAAUGGCCAGCUUUGUCGAGAAAGCACAAAAACUUAACAUAUGCUUCGGUCUGAAAGAACUGAUUCCAACUUACAUAGGUGACAAAACAACUGACGACAAAAUACAAGCAGUAGUUUCCAAAAUUAAAAAUACUCCAAAUGCAAAUGUCAUUGUUAUAUUUGCUAAAAUACCACUUAUCAUUAAAUUGUUCACUCAAGUAAUGGAACACAAUGUUACCAGAACAUGGAUUGCCACUGAUGUCUGGUCAACUUCAAGAGAAGUCUCCAGCAUGAUGAAUAUUCAAAAGAUUGGAAAGGUAUUUGGUACUUCCUUCAAAAAUGGAAACAUUCCAGGUUUUCUGGAGCAUUUAAAGAAGUUAAGGGCUGCUCCAGGAACCAUGAACAGGUUUCUUGAAGAAUACAGGCAACUGCGUUUCAAUUGUUCAGAUGAAUAUUUCAGAUACAAUGAGACCUGCAAUUCAAACUCACACCAAUGCACGCUGCCCAACUCCCUGAAGUUAUUGUCACCUCUUGCUUGCACCAAAAGAAAUGAAUCGUUCACAGAGAUUGAUGAUGAUUUUUUAGUUAGAAAUGCUGAGAUGAGUGGCACUUACGCAACAUACUUGGCAGUCAGAACAAUAGCUUACGCUAUAAAGAAGGUCCUAAAAUGUCAAGAAGGAACAUGUCAAAGAACAUUCAGUUUUGCGCCAUGGCAGCUACUUGAAGAACUGCGAAAGGUUAAAUUCCCUGAAAUGGGGAAAGACUUUUAUUUUAACAGAUUUGGAGAUUCAAUGAAUGGAUAUGAUUUAAUAAACUGGGAGGUGGCCAAUGGCACCACAAAGUUCACAAUCAUAGGAAAUUACGACAUUAUGGAUAAGAAGAUAUAUAUUUAUAACCCAGAUUUCAGCAGAAUUCUGAAGAAAAUAUUUUCCAAAUGUUCCCAAUCCUGCAAACCCGGACAAUGGAAGAUUCAAAAUAAUACCUUACCCUCCUGUUGCUAUGAAUGUGCAAAUUGUUCAGAGGGGUUCUACUCAAAACAUUGGGAUACAAAUACUUGUUUCAAAUGCUUAGAUAACCAGUGGUCUCCGCAUGGAAGCUCAAAAUGCUUUGACAGAAAGACGGAAUUCUUUAGAUGGAGCAAUGGGUUUGCGAUUGUACUGUUAGUUUUUGCCUUUUUGGGAAUCCUUUUGAUAAUUGUAACCAUAAUCAUUUUCAUCCUGAAUCGGAGUACACCAGUGGUAAAGGCUGCUGGAGGUUCGCUCUGUUAUUUAAUUCUAGUCUCCCUCAUCCUCAGCUUCGCUAGUACUGGAUUUUUUAUUGGUCUGCCAGAAAAGUUCACCUGUAUUAUUAGGCAGCCUCUUUUCGGCAUAAGCUUCACUGUUUGCGUUUCGUGGAUCUUGAUCAAAUCUUUUAGGAUCAAUCUGGCAUUUAAAUUUGACCCCGUUGUCCAUAAACAAAUGAAAAAAUUAUAUAAGCCCACAUUAAUUCUGAUAAUCUGCACUGGAAUUCAAGUGAUUAUUUGCUCAAUUUGGUUAGGAAUUAAACCUCCACGUUUAUCGGAAAGCUACGACAAAUCAAGAAUCAUUUUGCUACAGUGUGAUGAAGGCUCUAAUGUUGCCUUUGGUGUGAUGCUGGGAUAUAUUGCUGUACUUGCCACUUUUUGCUUUUUGCUUGCAUUCAGGGGGAGAAAGCUGCCUGGCGCAUAUAAUGAGGCCAGGUUUAUCACAUUCAGCAUGCUUAUCUACCUCAUUGUAUGGGUGUCUUUUGUCCCUGUGUACCUUAACACCCAAGGCCAAUAUCUCCCAGCAGUUGAAAUGGUUGCCAUUUUAGCAUCAAACUACGGCAUUUUGUGUUGCCAUUUCUUUCCAAAAUGCUACAUCAUUUGCUUCAAGAAAGAAAGCAACACUGCUGAGGAGUAUAUGAAAAAUGUACGUGAUCAUUACCUUCCUCAGAAAUCGCUUCCUCCUCCUGACAAUCUGUCCAUCUGGUCUAUACCAGUAGCUUAA